Messenger RNA from Procambarus clarkii (red swamp crayfish), 1290 nucleotides. Lineage: Eukaryota; Metazoa; Arthropoda; Malacostraca; Decapoda; Cambaridae. The record is from RefSeq and is a predicted model, not a curated record.
AUGAUUCCAAAUAUUCAACUUUCUCUGGCUGAGUUUGUAGGAUGGAUAAAUCCCUUCACACGAAAGGAUCUUAUUCGUUUGUGGGAAAAGUUCAUAGGUCAGGAGUCGUCCUUAGGUCAGGAGUCGUCCUUAGGUCAGGAGUCGUCCUUAGGUCAGGAGUCGUCCUUAGGUCAGGAGUCGUCCUUAGGUCAGGAGUUGUCCUUAGGUCAGGAGUCGUCCUUAGGUCAGGAGUCGUCCUUAGGUCAGGAGUCGUCCUUAGGUCAGGAGUCGUCCUUAGGUCAGGAGUCGUCCUUAGGUCAGGAGUCGUCCUUAGGUCAGGAGUCGUCCUUAGGUCAGGAGUUGUCCUUAGGUCAGGAGUCGUCCUUAGGUCAGGAGUCGUCCUUAGGUCAGGAGUCGUCCUUAGGUCAGGAGUCGUCCUUAGGUCAGGAGUCGUCCUUAGGUCAGGAGUCGUCCUUAGGUCAGGAGUCGUCCUUAGGUCAGGAGUCGUCCUUAGGUCAGGAGUCGUCCUUAGGUCAGGAGUCGUCCUUAGGUCAGGAGUUGUCCUUAGGUCAGGAGUCGUCCUUAGGUCAGGAGUCGUCCUUAGGUCAGGAGUCGUCCUCAGGUCAGGAGUCGUCCUUAGGUCAGGAGUCGUCCUUAGGUCAGGAGUCGUCCUUAGGUCAGGAGUCGUCCUUAGGUCAGGAGUCGUCCUCAGGUCAGGAGUCGUCCUCAGGUCAGGAGUCGUCCUCAGGUCAGGAGUCGUCCUCAGGUCAGGAGUCGUCCUCUUAUCAGGGAGUUACUCCUGUUACAGUUACUCCUGUUACAGUUACUCCUAUUACAGUCACUCCUGUUACAGUUACUCCUGUUACAGUUACUCCUGUUACAGUUACUCCUAUUACAGUCACUCCUGCUACAGUUACUCCUGUUACAGUUACUCCUGUUACAGUUACUCCUAUUACAGUUACUCCUAUUACAGUCACUCCUGCUACAGUUACUCCUGUUACAGUUACUCCUGUUACAGUUACUCCUAUUACAGUCACUCCUGCUACAGUUACUCCUGUUACAGUUACUCCUGUUACAGUUACUCCUGUUACAGUUACUCCUAUUACAGUCACUCCUGCUACAGUUACUCCUGUUACAGUUACUCCUGUUACAGUUACUCCUAUUACAGUUACUCCUGCUACAGUUACUCCUAUUACAGUCACUCCUGCUACAGUUACUCCUGUUACAGUUACUCCUGCUACAGUUACUCCUGUUACAGUUACUCCUAUUACAGUUACUCCUGUUACAGUUACUGUUUCAAGUGAGAUGUGA